AUGCCAUGAUUUCACAGCUGACUUUACAGCUGUGUUAAAUUCCUUUGGAAAGAAACGUUAUUCUCUAAGUGAUUAUAUUUUUUAAGUGAUAUAAAAGCUUGUGAAACUCAAAAAUAUGUUCAGCCAAGUGCUGAGAAAUUUUCAUCGUAUUUUAGUGCUUCAAACACCGAGAUCUACGUAUAUUACUAACACUUCAUUUCCCUGUGUUUGUCGUAAAUUCGGAAUAUACCCCGCUAAUCAUGUAUCGUUGAGUAGUGUUACGCGCCUUCAUGACAACUGGGAAUCUUCUGUAGAAAAAACAAACCCUACCGAUUCGUCAUUUACCCCUGCCGCAAGUCAGGUGGAUUCGCGUGAAAAUGAAAGCGAAUAUAUUGUACAAUAUUGCAUAGAGCACGAAAAACCGCUACGCCAUGUUCUUGUUGAAGCUCUACGUACGCGCUACCGGCUUUCUGAUAAAGACGUCGAUCAUAUUAUGAGAGAUGAAGUGGUCAAAAAAACUUUCCAUAAACGUUCCCUCGUGCGCUCAUUAGAGUUGCUUUGUCUGGAAGGUGUAACUAAAGAAAGCUUCUUAAGCUAUCCAUGGAUAUUAACGCUAGACAAAGUGCGUUUGCAAGAAAAAUUAAAUCUUAUACACACUCUUCCGGUACGUGAUAUUAACCACUUUGUGCCCUUUCUGCGUUUGACUUUACCGCGUCUACGUAAGCUGGUAUCCAUUAUGAAUUGGGAGUCCAAAGUUAUACCACAAGGAAAUCGUGUCUAUUACAUCAGCGAACUACUAAAAACAGAUCCAAAGCUAGUCACGAAGUAUUCAUCAAAACGUUUGUUUAUCUUGGAAAUGCCUUUUGAGAUGUUAGAGCAGAAUCUGCAGCAUAUGAUAAACUACAAUGUGUCACCAAUAAAUAUUUUAAGAGAUCUUUGGGCUUUUCGAUAUACGCCAAAAUCUGUGGAAUUGCGCUUGGAACGUGCAAAACGUGCUAAGAAGGAUAAAAUUAUGCCAUGGAUGGUACGUUGUCCAGAACCUAUAUUGCAAAGAUCAUUUAAGCUUACUUUGGACGAAUUAGCUGUGUUAGGUGACAAAAAAAAUGUAGUGGAAUAUGUAGCGGAACGUUUGGAAUUCGAUUUCGAUACUACAAGAUGUAUAAUGGAAAGACAUUCAGCUGUUAUGCGUGUGCGCGUAACAAAGAUAAAAGAAGUACUGGACUAUUUGCUGAACGAAGCUGGGUUUACGCGCCAUGAAAUCGCUAAUGUACCACGAAUUCUAUGUCACGGCUUAGAAACAACUAAGCAACGUAUAGAAGAGCUUAAAUCGUACGGUUGUCGUCCCACAAGCUUAGUUAUUGUGUGUCGCAGCAAACGUGAAUACGAAAAAUUUGUAAAAUCCUGGCUGCAAACGGAUUUAAAAAUGAAAAAAUACAAGGAAAAAAAUCAAACAAAUGAGACACAAACAUAGUUUAUAAGUAUUGUAUUUUUGAUUGAUGUUUUACUGUGUAAGUUUUGAAAAUAUAUUAUAAUUUUUGGAAACAAA
Molecule: messenger RNA, 1525 nt
Organism: Bactrocera oleae (olive fruit fly)
Lineage: Eukaryota; Metazoa; Arthropoda; Insecta; Diptera; Tephritidae
Gene: mTTF
Product: mitochondrial transcription termination factor
Biological process (GO): regulation of DNA-templated transcription; termination of mitochondrial transcription
Cellular component (GO): mitochondrial matrix
Molecular function (GO): double-stranded DNA binding
Source: RefSeq, a predicted model, not a curated record